AAGUUUUACUUCUGCUUAGCUGAGGGGACAAGCUGUCCUGUCUCUACUGAGGGGAAGAGACAGACAGACAAGACAUAGAGAGGAGCAGAGACAGUCACACAACCCAGAGAGUGAGACUUUGGACUGGAGAGUGCUGAGGAGACAGGCAGGGUGUGAGGAUCGCAGAGACUGAGAGACUUCCCAUUACUGAACUGAAACGAAAGAAACUGUCAGUGACAACCCACAAGAUUUCCUGUGGGGACCCCAGGACCAGGACUGAGGAAGGACCCAGAAAAGUCCUGCAGAAUACACAACGUUACAGUGUGAGAUCUUUAUUUAGAGAAGAAGCAGCAGCAGGCGAAUGACUUGAAAACAAAUGCAGUGUAUGGCUUUGACAUGAACAGCCACUGAGAAGUCAUACAGGAAGGGAGAGGCAAGAAGAGAGAACUCGCCUGAGUCAUCAGCCAGGAGACAGUCUGACUUCACACAUCACCAUGCUGGACUGUUACUGAGAGAGAGAGAGAGAGAGAGAGAGAGAGCACCAUGACUUCAGUGUGGAAGAGACUGCAGCGCACCGGGAAAAGGGCGUCCCGCUUCCAGUUUGUGGCCUCUUACCAAGAACUCAUCUUAGAGUGCACCCAGAAAUGGCAGCCAGAUAAAGUUGUGAUUGUAUGGACACGAAGGAACAGAAGAGUCUGCUCCAAGGCUCAUAGCUGGCAACCUGGGAUAAAAGACCCCUUCCGUGGAUCUGUUGUUUGGGCCGUGCCUGAAAAUGUGGAUAUUACAGCAACUCUUUACAGAGACCCUCACGCUGAUCAUUUUGAGGAAAAGGAGUGGAUAUUCCAAGUUGAAGGGGAAUCUCGAGGCCAUAAAAAACUUCUGGCUGUGGCUCCUAUUGACCUUAGAAAGUUUGCUGCCAUCUCAUCAGCUCCUCGAGAACUGAAAUUGACGCUCACUCCACGUUCUGUCAAGGUUGUGUCAGCGACUCUUACCGUCAGUAUUACCUGCACUUUGUUACGAGAAGGCAAAGCUACGGAUGAAGACAUGCAGAGUGUUGCCAGUCUCCUGAGUCUAAAGCCUUCAGACAUUGCAGACAUGGAUGACUUCAAUGAGGAAGAAGAGGAGGAAAAGUCACAGAGGCAGAGUCGCAGCUCUAUAGGAAUUGCACCCAGAGGUUAUCUUAAAAGUGUAUCUUCUGACUACUUGUCAGAGCCUACAAGGGAGCUGAACACUGUUGCUGAGGAAGAAGAUGAAGCUUUAAUUGCCACAAAAAAAGCUGUCUCUUCUCGAGUAUCUUCAAGAUCUCCUUUCACUAGUCCCCCACCAGUUCCACCAUUUCCUCCACUAAUUAAUAGUAAAGCUAAAUCUCACAAGCAUUUUCUUCCUGCAGCCAAAAAAGAGAGCAUUAAACUAUCACCUGCUGAUCUGAAUGCCCAUCAUAGUAAUCAGAAUGGAAAUCAACUAUUGAGAAAAUCUUUGAAACCCAGUCAUGAAAUGGGGACUGUACCAAGCCACAAUCAGACGUAUAAUGAGGUAUGGAAGAACCGGGAGUUCAGCCCUGAGCAUAUGAAACUACUCAAUGAGAGGGCCACAAAACAACAUGAAUCAGCCCCUAGGGAUGAGUAUAGGGAGAACAAGGAGGAUUUUCAGAAAGCAGGAUGCCUACAAGAUAUACAGACAGAAAUAGCUGAUAUUCCUGAAGUUGCAGUAAGAAAACACACUAGUCAGGAUAGGAGUAUAGUACAAAGUAAUAUAUUGGCAAGAGAUGAAACAUUUCCUAAAGUAACUCAAGCACCACUUGUUCCAAGUAGAGGUAAGACAGUGCAGGUAACACAGCACACACAUCAAGCAAUUAGAAGAGAGACAGAUGCAGUCUCUGAGUUGGUACUGAAAAGAGAGCUUGCACAAAAGGCAUCUUUCAGUGGAGAUGCAACAUAUGAAGACAUAAAUCAAGAGGCAUCACCCAGGGCUAAUGAGAAUUUAGCAGAAACUUUGCAGAUGCCUGAGAUUACAUUCAGGUCAGUACAAAAGGAGCUAGACUCUAAAGAUGUGCAAGAGACAGCUUGCAAGUCAGCUGAUGGUGUGAAAAUAUUAAGCGAGACACAAAAGUCACCCAAGGCAAGCAACUUUGGGGACACAAAGGGAAUCCAUGGAAUAGAUCACAUUACACAAAAGGGAGUACAGAAAGCUGCAGCACCGCAAAGAGAAAAUCUAGAGGGUAAACUCUCUAUAAAAACUGAACAGGCUGGUAACAAAGCUGAUGUUCAGCGACAUGGAACCAUAGAAUCAUCACCGUUUGAGCCAGAAAUACUUCAAGAGCUUGCACUAAAUGCAGAACAAAGUGUAGCAAAAACAGAUAGUGUUAAAAGCAGAGCAUCAGAAGUAAAACAUACUGGUGAAGAAAAAUUUGUGAAAGAUAGUGGGGUUUAUUUCAUGCCAGAAAGUUUUCUACAAGGGACACAAAACACAUGUUUAGUUGGAGAGACUACAAAAUGGGAACAGGAAACACAGGAAACUGCACACAAAAUUCAGAUCAGUGGGAGUGAACCAGAAGUGGUAAAAAAAGAAAGCAACCUAAACUUGUUUAAUGCUCAACAAGAAAGGUUGCAAUACACACUGCUUGAUACAAAUGUCAGUUUAAAAGACACAACACUUAUUAUCAGAGAGGAAGAGGCAGGCACCAAUAUUGCACACAAUCAAUUAGAAUAUGUGGCAGGAGGAAUAGUCAAUACAGACAGACAAUACAGACAAGAGCAGUAUAAAGCAGAUAAAGGAGAGGUUGGAGAAGACUGGGACGAGCAUCGGAUAAUCAAAAAAAUUGAUGACUCAAAAGAGAUCCAAAUGAAAGAAAAAGCGGAAGAAAGAGAACAGUAUCCAAUGAUCAUAGAAAGCAAUAGAGCUGAAGAGUUAUCAGUGGAAAUAUCAGCCAAAACCCAUGAAAUUACUAACAAAAAAGCUGGAACUCCAACAAUCAAGGCUGAAGAUACUAUUCAGGGAGAAAGCAAAAUCCAUCAGAGUACAGACAGCAAAGUGAGUGAACCUAAAAAGACAGAAGAGAUGACAACAUCAGGACAUGAAAGUUUGUGUUUUGUAGCAGUUGUAGAUACAAGUCUGCAAGGCUCAUCACUGACCACAGAUAAAAGAGGGCAUGACAGAGGCAGUGAUUCUAAUUAUAUGUUAGAAACUGUACAUGAAGGAAUAAAUAAAGACAUUCGGCAGAAGGAAUUAAUUAAAGCCGAAGAAAAGAGUAUGCUUGAAACAGAGGGUAUGCAAGAAUAUAUAAACCAUACAAAUGAGAUACACUCCAUAAUUGUAACAGAAACUGGAAUGUGUGGGUUAGAAAAGUUAGAAAUUAAUGCCAGUGGCACACAAGACAUAAGAGAUAUGAGGAAAGAUGUAUUAGUUAUGGAUAAGGAGCAGGGGCAAAAUGAAUUAACUGAAGUGGCCAAUGAGCAAAAAGAAAAUAUUAGUGAACACAGGAGGGAAGAAGGAAUAUUUUGCAAAGUUAAGCCAGCACAUGAUUUAGCAGAACAUUUGCCAACAGAGUAUAAUAUUCUGAAAAACAGUAUAUAUCAAGAUAAAACGUCAACAUUUAAAAAUGCUUUAUAUCAGGAUAGUAUUAAAGAUUCUUUUCUAUCACCAAGUGGAAAGUUGGUUAACAUAGACUCGUGUGUUGAAAAAAGUCAUAGUUUGUCAGAAAAAUGUUUAUUGAAAAAUGAAAUGCUACCAGAACAUUCACAGGUUGAAGAUAUAGAAGAACAAGAUGUGGAGAGAGAGUCCCAUUUCUGUUCUGUUCAGAGACAUAAUGAAAAAAGAGAUAAAAGUGCCCAAAUUACUAAUCAGACAGGUGGAAAAGAAGAAACAUCUCUUCAGACUAUACACAAAUCAUAUAAACAUGUUAGAUCUAAAGAAGCAGUGGAUCAAGAUAAGCUGAAUUCUCUCUGGGUCAACAAGGAAGUGGAUGAAGAAGGAGCUAUAACUGGAAAAGCAGAAGACAAAGGCAAUAUAUGUCUUUGGGGAGAAGACCGAUUACUUGAAGAAGAACAGAUACACAAUUCAGGGCAUGGGCUUGAAGAAGCUAUUGCUGAACAGUCAGAAAAUAGUAUGCAAAAAAAAAAUAUUAUUUGGACAGAUAGAAGAUGGGACGAGCAAGCAUCUAAAAUUGUAGAUGUACCAAAUCAAGUAGUUACUUUGAGAGAGAUGUGUCUGGUUGAAGCUAGUCCUUCAGUAGAUAUAAAAGAUUUAAAUUUUAACAGAACAGUGGAUGUAAACGCAUCUGAGGUAAAGGAGAAUGUAGAUAAUAAAAGCACAGAUGAUAAUAAUGAAGACCAUAAAACGGAGGAAAGGGUUGAUCCAUCAGUAGUAAUGGAAGAGAAAGAGUUAGUGCUUGCUGUGGAUAGAAAUUAUAUAGUAACUAAAGACAAUGAGCAGACAAAUCUGAACAAGGAAUAUUCUAUACUAGGGAUUAAAACCAACAUUGAAGAGUCAGUCAAAGAGAAUAUACAUGUAGAAGAAACAAAAGUCCUGACAGAAGGAGUAGGCAUAUCUACUAUAGUAAUUAUGGUAGAGCAGGAUGUACAGGAUGACAGAUAUUUGGAAGAAAUUGUACUCAGUAGGGAAAAAAGAAAGCAAACAGAAACUAAAGAUGAAAACCCAACAUCACAUCUGUUAAAGGAGAAAAUGAACCCCCAACAAGCUGCUCUACAGAUUAGAAUGCAGGACACUAUUGAAAAUGUAGUACAAAUAGAUAAUACAUUGAAUGUGGAUGUGUUUAACAAUGAAUUAUUACUUGGGCCAGGUGAAACAAAACAGAAUAUUGAGGAGGCUGUGCAUAGGGUAGAGAACAAACAGGAGGCACUGACAAAAACUGUAGAGCAAGAAGUACUAGAGAUUAACCAACAAGGGAACACAGAUGUAAUUGAAAAAGGAGACCUGAAUAUUCUGUCAGUGUCUAAAUAUUACUUGCAAGACAAUGAACCACAAUGGACACUAGUAAAAAGUAUAGAACAACAAGAGACAAGUUUAAGGAAUAUAACAAAGGAACAGGCAGAGCAUGUAGACCAAACUAACAAUGUGUUACAGGUAGUGUCACAGCCAGAGACGUUGCUUUCUUCGGGUUGCAGAGAACCAAUAAACCAAGACACUGAUGCUACUGUAUGUCCUGUUGAGACUUUUCCCACAUAUUCUUUGAGUAACUUAACCUCUGAAGCUGAGAAACCCACAACUGAUAUCUUGUCAGAAUGCAAAUUUUCUAUUUCCCCUACAUCAAUCCCUGGACAACAGAGAAGCGCAGAAAAGAAGAGACUGAACGAGUACUCAGGGCAUGUGGGGGAGGAAGCGCUAAGUACUGACUCCUUGCUCCGCUGGUGUCAAGAAGUGACGGCUGGGUAUCGUGGAGUCCGAGUCAACAAUUUCACCACAUCAUGGAGAAAUGGGUUGGCAUUUUGUGCCAUCUUUCACCACUUUCACCCAGAAAGCAUUAACUAUGAAGCUUUGGACCCACUAAAUGUAAAGGAGAAUAACAAAAAGGCAUAUGAUGGCUUUGCAGUUCUUGGGAUACCACCACUUCUAUCCCCAUCUGACAUGUUACUUCGCUCUGUGCCAGACAAGCUCAUUAUUCUCACAUACCUCUGUCAAAUUCGAUCUCACUUCACAAGCGUUUACUCCACUGCUACAGCUCAAACUCUUCAUGUGGAUGCGGAUAAGCAGAAACAUGACAUGGUUUCAGAACUACAGGGGGACUUUAACAUCAAGCAACACAAUAUUACUCCUCAAGAUCAAGAUAUUAUCCCAGCCUCUGGGGAAUACAGUGUUAAACCCACACCCAUGAAUGAAAACACUUUUGUAAAUGUAAACCUUGAUAAACAAAAUCUUCCAGACCUAUCCUCUGAUGAACAACAAUUGAACAUGUCCACUCCUGCAUCUCAGGGAGAAUUAAGUGCUAUAUCAGAUAAAAAUGAAAGAAUAAAGCAAUCAAUGCAUGAAAAUAAGGAAUAUGCACCCAAACUAAAACAUAAAUUGGAAACCAUGCCUGAGAUACAGAAUAAAUAUGAAGGCCAUCCUGACAAACAAGAAUUGGCAACAUCUACUCCUGUAGACAGUUUACCAAAAUACUCUUUUUUGGAAAAACAAGCUGCAUUUUCUAUGGCAGAACAAAAUACUAAAAUUUGUACCGUUCCUCAGAAAAAGGACAUUACAAAUACAGAGGAAGAAAAUAUAUUAGGUAUUGUCAAAGGGACAAAUAAUUCUGGAGUUGUUCCACCUCCUCGUGUUAAGAAGAGACUAAGUGUUAAUGAAGGUUUAACAGAGUUAAACCUUGAAGAGGGAGAAACCUCCCUUCAGUCAGGAACUGUUCCAGUUGCUCCUCCACGUAAAGGAGGAGGCCUAGGUCACCUUCGAGAUGCCGACCUUGUGAAGAAAAGGCGUUCUCUUAUUCGAUCUCAGUCUCUUUCACAAGAAGAGGAAAUGGAUCUCACACUAAAAAGUCACGAAACACCUUCGAGACCCUCUUCCCAAAUUGUGAAUGAACAAUCUGCAUCUACAGAUGUUUCCUUUUCUGCCAGUGAAGUUCCCACAACUGAAGCUCCAGUGAAAGAGGAGGAGCCUAUGCUUCUUAAAGACACAAGCCAGUAUGUGAUAUCUGAGCUUGCAGCUUUAGAGGAUCAACAAAAGGUGAUUGAUGCAAGAGCUGCAGUAGUAGAAAAGGAUCUUCGAAUUCUAAUGGAAAAUGGCUCUGACAAGGAAGCAGAAGAGACCCUUAUCCAGGAAUGGUUCACAUUGGUAAAUAAGAAAAAUGAUUUAAUUAGGAGACAAGAUGAACUACAAUUACUUGCAGAGGAGCAAGAUCUGGAACGGAAAUUUGAACUCCUGAGCAGAGACCUCCGAGCACUGCUAUGUACUGAGGAUUUCUUAAAAAGCGAAGCUCAGAAGAGAAGAGAGAAACUCUUACUGGAUGAAUUGGUAUCUCUAGUAGAUCAGCGUGAUGGCCUUGUGAGAGAUCUUCAUAUAAAAGAGAGGAAAGCUAUAGAAGAAGACGAAAUAAUAGAGAGAAGUCUUGAGCAAAGGAGGAGAAAGCUCAGCAAAAAGGAGAAAUGUCGCAUCAACUAAGGCUUUGAGGCUAAAGGAAAGAUAUAUACAAAAAAUCUGUCAUACUCAAAACAAGCAAAUCGCGUUCCUAAAAAAAAACUCUUUGCUAUGGUAAAAAAGAACACCUCAGAUCUUUUAUAAACAGAUUAAAUGGCCUAUAAACAUUUUCCAGUGCUUGGUCUUAAACUAAAAUGCUGAGAUGCCUUCUAAGCACUACUCACAAUCUUUUUUAUUGUCUCUUUUCACUUGCUGCUAUUGAUGUGGAGUAAUAUUUAAAUUUGUGAUGACAUUAUAUAUAUACAUAGGGAGAUUUUGUAAAAAGUGUUACUGAUUCUUGAAAUUAGUUGAAAAUAAUUAUUGUUAUUAGUUAAAAAGACUGUGAGUAUGUUUGGUAUAAGAAUCGUUGGAAUUUCAUCAGUUGCACUUUAGAAAAAAAAAGCCCAAUUUCAGUUCACUUUCAUGGCUUAAGUGCACAGUUUUCCUAAGGUUAAGACUAAAAUGUAACUUAUUUUAUAAUGCAUGACUUGAAGUUCCAGUUCUCUUGAGUCACAUUGCCUUGCAUAACAUAGGGCAUGUAUGCUACAAUUUUUAUGAAUCUUUUGUCACUGAAUUUCUUCAGGGUUGAAAUUACUUUGUUCCUAUAGAGAUUUACAUAUAGUGACAUUUUACAGUCUUUUUUGCACCUGCUAUUUUCAGGCAUACUUGCUAUUUUCCAUUAUUUCCAUUAUUUUUUAGGGUUGAAAUUACUUUGUUCCUGCUAUUUUCCAUUAUUCUUUUUAGAAUGUUUCUAUAUGAAUUUCUUCCUAUGUGUCUUAAGAGAAUAUUACUUCCUUUCUAAACUGUAGCUUGCCCUCCAUCACAGUAUCAGUGAAUGGUCUAGUCAUGAGAGAGAGUCAUUAUUUUAAACAUUUACAUACCUGGAAGGUACACAUUUACUUUUUUUCCCUCAAUUAUUUCUAUGUAAAAACAUUGUUUGCUGCAAGUAAGAAUAGUAUUCCCCUUUAUAUUACACUUUCAGCUUGCUCUUUAAUUGGUGCAUUUCCCCUGGUGUAAUAGGAUGUGUACAAUGAUUCUGAAAACAUACUUUUGUUAGUAAAGCUAAAAUAAUGGUCUUUUUAUUCAUUUCUUUUAUAAGCCAACUGCUUGGUACACGUGUGCCAAAGUCAAGAUAUAUAAGACAGACAAUCAAGCAGGUCUAAUUAUAAAUACUUGUGGAUAUUAAAAAAGUAUGCAUACUAUCCAUUCAUAUUUGUAUUUUCUGAUUUGUAAUAGUAAUAUCACUAAAGUGUUUAUAACCCACAAUAUAACUUUUAUUUAAGUUAUAAAGUUAUAACUUUUACGAAAAGUUACUAGUUUAUCGUGCUUUAUUUUUAUUUUGCAAUACAAAUUGGAAUAAUGCCUACUCUGAGACCUUAUAGUUGAAAAUAAAUUUACUGAUCCUUAGAAAAUGCAGUGGACAUGUCAUUAAAAUCAGAUAAUGUAUGUGACAAAGGAGCUGUCCUAGCAAUGCUAUAUUAAGUUACCAUAAUGCAAAAGAAAAAAUUAUAUUAUAAUGCCUAGAGCUUCCUCCCUUUCCAUUUAUUCUGUCUAAUUUCACAGGUGGUGUAAUAAGUACCAGACAGAUAUAAGACCUACAGUUUCCCUGAGAUUAUAUCUACCAGAAAUUCUAAUAAUGGGGCAUAUUAAAUACAGUAGCAAUAAACAUUUGCUGGUUGUGAAUUAUUCACCAUCAUUUAAAACACGUGCAUCUGGAAGAUUUACCUACAAUGAAUCUUUGGUGAAGAGCAGAUUCACUGCUUUAUAAAUAUGCCCCAAAAUUUCCUUUUGUAGAGACAUGGUGAACAAAUUCAGAAGAGAACUGGUCAGUCCAGCAACAUCAGUACCCUAGGAGUCAGGAAUUAUUAUUAAUAAUAUAUUAUUUUCAAAAUAAUUAUAAGACUGUAGCAGUAGCAAUAUUUAAACUAUGUUAUACAUUCAGUGAUAUUAUCAUUACGUACCAGAAUUUAAUUAAUGCACACAAUAAGAUAUUUUGUUGGCAGGGACAACUAUAUAUUAUUUAAGUAUGAUGAAAACAUUUGGGGUCUAUUUACAAAGGUAAAAAUGGAUAUAUUUUAUUUUCAUGAGAAAUAUAUAUUUUCUGAAACAACUGCCAUUUUAUAUUGCUGCUUUAUCCAAUUUCUGAAUUCAUAUGUUGACUAGGAUGAAAAUGAUAUACAACAAAGAAGAAAGAUUGAGUACAUAUGAGUACAUAUACACACUCAAAUAUACAAAAAAGCACACACAAUAUUUUUUUUACAAAAAUAAAUAUCAAUUACGAUAACAAGCAGCCCCCCAUCCCUAGAAAACAACUAAAACGAAUUAGACAAUUUUUUUAAUUACUCCCAAGUUCAACAUGUUUAAGUAUACACUAUGCCAUGUAAAGUACAUGUAAACUGUAUCAGCAUGCACAUAAAUAAUAGGGCAAACCCUGUGUGUGACCUUAUAUAUGCACUUAGAAAUGUAUAAUGAACCUGCAAUAUCAGCUAUAAUAAAGGAUAUAAUUUGAGCAUUGUGUUCUACACUUAACAGGCAAUAGUGAAUUGUAUAGUCAAAACUAUAUCAUUGCUUAUUUUAUACCACAAUGCUGUGACAAAGGCCUAUAAUUCAUCACAUUUGAAGCUUGCGGUUACCAUAGGUGUAUGAUCUAAGGAUCACUGCCUUUGCUAUUCUACAGUAAAAAAAACUUUUUUUACCAGUCUGCUGACAAAUUUGUUUAAUAUUUUCACUCAGUUGCGCAUGCACAACUUAUAAAUGUAAAAUUUAAAUGUAGAAUAUGCUGCACAUUGGCAGCUUGGUAUACAUUUUAAACAAGUUUGUCUGCAGGCUGGAAAACAAGGUUUCAUUGUAGAAAGGGCAGUGCUUGCUUUGUGUGGGGAUAACCUAACUACUGUGCACAUGUGUGGGAGUUACAUCCUCUUGAGACUGGUCAGCCAAAAUGGCAGAAGAUGCCAAACUCAGAAAAAAACUAGGCAUAGAUAUUGGUGAAGGAACUUGCAGACAUGGCAUCUCUUGAGGUGAGGCAAGUAUAGGUGGACUUUAGCCAGUCACUAAGCUUUCAGUGAAAAUACAUUAUUUCCAGCAUGCCAGCAAAUAAAUUAUCUUCCGCUGCUUUUAAAUCAUUUAGUGCCAUAAGCUUAGCUUGGGUGUCUGGAUGCUUACAACCAUGAGGCUGUACUUCUUCCCAGGAAGAUGACAAUCAAACUGCAUCACACUAAGAAAAAAAAUGAUGCAACAAAAUGUAUUUGCAGAUAGGUUUUACCAAUUUAAAAUACUUUUUUUUUCUGAAAUUUUAUCUUAAACCUGUCCCCAGAUUUUAAAUUCAAUAGGGGAAGUUAAGAAAGGAAUUUUCCUCAAGAUGGCAUCAUUUUCCUGUCACUUUCUACUUUUCACAAUUUUGUUUCCCUUUACUAUCACAGCUUUCUGUUUUAUACUUUUAGGAAUUGGAGGAGCAUUCAGACGUGAAACAGUUCAGAGUUUGGCAAAACAAAGCAUUUUUAUAUAACUGACCUUUAUAAAUAAGUCCCCCAAAUGUUUUAAAUGUAGCUUUUUUUCAUCUGAUGUAUUUCAGCAUGAAAAACACAGCUUUGCACAGCUUUCUGUAUAGAUUAUGUUGUUAUGAUGUUAUUUUGAUGGUACAAAAGGAUUGCUGGACAAGCAUUGUGAGAUUGAUAUAUUGCUUGAUGUGAUAAAUAAAAUGAUUAAAACUACA
This is a messenger RNA of Rana temporaria (common frog), 10813 nucleotides long. Its product is annotated as EH domain-binding protein 1-like. The transcript is spliced from 20 exons. Bases 523 to 7086 code for a protein of 2187 amino acids. Lineage: Eukaryota; Metazoa; Chordata; Amphibia; Anura; Ranidae. The record is from RefSeq and is a predicted model, not a curated record. Gene Ontology annotation, molecular function: protein binding.